AUGCUAGCGGCCAGCAUCGUGGCGAGCGUGCUGGCAUGUUUUUUUUUGCUACCGGGCGUGGUUUGUCAAGCCAGCGAAGAGGAGAUUGCUGCUGCCACCGAUGUUAUCUUUCUGCCAUGGUCAGUGCCUCUCCGUCGAGGGGCAAGCCCGAACUCCGCGAAGCUUUGCUGGUGGCAUGAGUAUCCGGAUGAUUUCUUGAAACACUCCUAUCGUCAGUGCUGUUGUGCAAGUCCUGCUCAAGCACUGCAAUGCUGGGAUGGUGACAGCAGCGCGGGACCUCCCCAGUCUUGCUGCCAUUACAGGUAUGGGCCAGGUACCACCUGCUUCCCUUCUCACGGCCGCGUUCGCCUGGAAUUCCCUGGCCUCCCGGUGUUGUCUGCACAUCUGAAGCCCUCAGACUACGAGUACGAACCUCACUUCGCUGCAUUGCUUACGCAAGGGCACUUGCUAGAGCCCUUCCUCCAGGCUCCAGUGGGCCGCCAAAAGCUGCGGGCCGUAGAUCUCGGUGCGGGUAAAGGCCUGGACUCCGUGGUCCUUUCCAAACUGGGCCACCUCGUGGUCGCCAUGGAGCAAGAUCCCCAGGAGCUGCAGCUGAUUGAUACCAACAAAAAGCUGAACAACGUCUCCUUCGAAGUGGUCCCCGCUGACUUGACGGAGACAGAGACUGCCGCAGCAAGGCUUCUUGCGGCGAGCGGCGGCGCGGCUUUCGACCUGAUCGUCGCCAACUUCAUGGCCUACCUGCCUCCAGCGGUGUUUCUGAAAGUGCUAGACUUGGUGGAAAGGAUUGGUACCCGAGACUUUGUAUGGCUUUGGCCGUGCGGUAAAGAGGAAUUUGACGCAGAUGACGAGCAGCGGCCCAAUCGCGACCAAGCGACGGGGCGCUUUGAGGUCGUGGAUGUUUUGACCUUCGGAAACGCCGGCAACCCUUUCGAGGCAAAGGUGCAGCUCGGCAACCUCCGCAUCUGCGCGCUGCAACGACGCGGGCGACCGCCAGGCGCUUGGCGGUAUCGCUGGCCGCGAGCCCGGGCCGCGAGGGUCUUGAGCGCCUCUGCUGCCUGCGCUCCGCCUCUCUGGCGGUGCUCGCCGGAAGGUCUUUUGUUCCAGGCCCUGAAGGACGAGAGGCUCGGGCCCAGAUUCCUGCAGUCCUAG
This is a messenger RNA of Symbiodinium sp. CCMP2456, 1149 nucleotides long. Lineage: Eukaryota; Dinophyceae; Suessiales; Symbiodiniaceae. The record is from the annotation of a GenBank genome assembly.